Messenger RNA from Penicillium canescens, 990 nucleotides. RefSeq lists its product as uncharacterized. Lineage: Eukaryota; Fungi; Ascomycota; Eurotiomycetes; Eurotiales; Aspergillaceae. The transcript is spliced from 5 exons. The record is from RefSeq and is a predicted model, not a curated record. Bases 1 to 990 code for a protein of 329 amino acids.
AUGAGCGUCACGACCACCGCAACCGUACCAUCGCGACCAGAGCACGGCCCGGUAGAAUGCGGCGACCUCAACACAUGGGGUCGCAACUCUCUUGACUCCGUAGGACGCCGACGCAAGAGCUAUGGUCAGGCCGAGACCGUACCUAUGCGCUGCAGUGGCAGGGUCGGCUGGGUCACCGUCCACUACAGCAACGUCCACGCCGACCCCUUCGCAGUAGCUGGCGGGUCAUCGAGCGCGGAAACACCAGCCCAAGUCACAUUUUCGGCGAAAGACGAGGCAUCGAAACGCCGGUCCUCGAGCCUAGCUCGUGCCGCCGCGUACUUGUCAAACGUCCCCACGCUCCUUAGCACGACAUCAGGUACUUCGGCGGUCAUUACUGCGCAGAGGCUUAAGGGCGAAGAGGGAGCGGAAGCCGGGAACGCGGCAGCAGCGGGCAAGUAUGCGGAUGGCUCAACACCCGCGCGCGCCCCGGCAUUACCGCGAAUUUCUUCAGUGGCCUGGACGAUUUCUGUGGAUAGUGAUGGCGGCGGGGCUACUCUGCGGGUGUUGCCCACGCCGAAACCGCGUUCAAGGCCGACAGCCCAGUCGUUCAUGCCCAGGGCGGCUGGCAGUUCCGAGUGUGGAGUCAAGGAUACGUGCGCACUGCACGAUGGCGCUCGCGCGAGCAGCGCAGAUCUGGCCCCGGCACCAUUUCCAAGCAUUGCUGGCACACUCACAGGCCUGGCCAUCACUGCCUCGGAGCGCAUCGUAGGUCGCGCAACCCAAGCACUCAGUCACACGAAUGAGCGUGAGGGCAGUGGCCCACCGAGAUCUGCCCACAUCCGCAAGGAGAGUCAUGUCGUAACCCAGAACCCCCAGCAUUCCAAGUAUACGCGACCAGUCACGGACCAUGAGCCCCGGCGGCACACGACUGGUGGCCGUGAUGGUAAGACACUGGUAGGCCUCAUGACUGAGGUCACUGGCGUUGGUGAAAACGGCUUGGUUGUGUAA